This is a messenger RNA of Melitaea cinxia (Glanville fritillary), 859 nucleotides long. RefSeq lists its product as uncharacterized. The transcript is spliced from 5 exons. Lineage: Eukaryota; Metazoa; Arthropoda; Insecta; Lepidoptera; Nymphalidae. The record is from RefSeq and is a predicted model, not a curated record. The coding region runs from base 1 to 810 and encodes 269 amino acids.
AUGGAACCUGUGUUCUGCCGCGCGUGGCCGCUGCCGUACGCGCUGCGGCCGCAAGUCGACGCCGAGCUGGAUGGCAUGCUGCGCGCCAACGUCAUCGAGCCCGUCGACACCUCCGACUGGGCUACGCCGUUGGUAAUUGUUCAUAAUCCUGAUGCAUCGUACAUCACACCGUGCAGGGCGGAGGAUGAAGCGUGCAUGACAUCGAGCGCGCAAGCGGUUUUACCGCAUAUCGUUGCUGGAAUACCAGAAUGGGGUAUGCCACAAGCUGACCCGUUCGUCAUCAAAGAUAUACGUUCUGAAGUCAACAAUCUUAAGCUACAUUUCACAGAUAAUAACAUAGCCGGUCCCGGAAAAGCGAAAAUCUUGAAAGUCACGCACGAUACAAGCAAGCAAACAAUUAAAGUAGUUAUUGAAACCCCUAUCUUUAUAACUGGUCACUACGAUCUUCAAGGGCAGUUACUUUUUUUCAAUGCAGUUGGAAAUGGAACCUACACACUAAAAACUGAUAACAUAGUGUUUAAGGUCGACUUAAUAUACAAAGUUAUCGAGAAAGAUGGCCAUAAAUACUUGAAGAUCACAGGAUUUGAGUACUCGUAUGAUUUAGUAAAAAAGGUACAUAUGAAGCUUGAUAAUCUCUUUGGAGGUAACGAGGAAGCCGCUAAGCCCAUUCUGCAACUGCUUGAUGAAAAUUGGAAGGACGUCAUCUUUGAGCUCGGUGGCCCCAUCAUUAAGCAACUCCUCACCGAAUACGUCAAUAUCGUUAAGAAAUACAUGUUGUUCAUACCAGCAGAUAAGCUAGUAGUUUAUUAAAACUACAUAAUUGACAUGAAGACCAUACAGUAAAUCAUUUGAAACGAAA